Aspergillus puulaauensis is the source of this 1206-nucleotide messenger RNA. RefSeq lists its product as uncharacterized. Lineage: Eukaryota; Fungi; Ascomycota; Eurotiomycetes; Eurotiales; Aspergillaceae. The record is from RefSeq and is a predicted model, not a curated record. The coding region runs from base 1 to 1206 and encodes 401 amino acids. The transcript is spliced from 9 exons.
AUGUAUAUCCCCUCUACCACGCUAGUAAUAGCCCUCGCAGCAGCAGCGCACGCCAAAGUCGCCCCCGAAUGGCUGCAGGAGAACCACUCGAACGGCGAUAACCCACCAACAGGAAAGGUCGACGACGUCCAGAAGGUAGUCCUAACGGGCGGCCGAGAUGCCCUGAAUCAGACUCAGGAUGCGAGCUGUCCAACCAUCAUGAUUGGGACGGCCAAGCCGAGCGGUGAUAAGGAUACCGGGUGGAAGGAAUUGCCUACUGUUGCUGGAUUCGAUGUCAAGCGCCUUGUUGUGGACGACGAUACCAACGCUACUCUGCCUUACUUUAUCGAGAACACAAAAGACUUCAGCCAGAUUAAGCGUGCGAUCGUGACAAUUGCCGGUGCCCGGAGAAAUGGGUGGCAAUAUGCCAACGAUAUGCGCAAUGCGCUAGUAUGCGCGGCCGGCAAAGACAGCGUCAACGCAAACAUGGACCGCGUGCUUGUUACAACUCCACAAUGGCUCAACGAGGACGAUGUAGACGCGGGCGCUGCCACGCCCGAUGAUAUCUACUUUGAAAGUAGCGAUUACCAAAAGGGCAGUGCUGCAGUCGGUCCAGGGGAUGUGAAUCUGUCUUCUUUUGAAGCGAUGGAUAAACUUGUCGACACUUUCUGGAACAAGGAUAUUUAUCCUGAACUCGAGACCGUCGUUAUUGCUAGUCAUUCACUCGGCGCCCAGAUGAUCCAACGUUACGCCAUGCUCCGCCCAACCCAACCCAAAGACUCCAACGUCCACUUCGGCGUCAUGAACCCAGGCUCCUACGUGUGGCCCGUCACAGACCGACCUGACGACGACAACACCUGCAACGCCACCUACAACGACUGGCCGUACGGGAUUAGCGACAACGAGCCAGACGCCUUCCCCAAGUACGUCCGCAGCGAUGCGGUCGCCGGCCGAUCCGACAUUCGGGAACGGUAUUUCUCAAGAAACAUCUUCUAUGGGCUAGGUCUGAAGGAUCACGGCAAGGGAGACUCGAAUUGCCAGGCGCAGUGGCAGGGGAGCACACAUUUGGGCCGCGGGAGGAACUUUGAUAGUAUGUUGAAGGGACUCUCUGCCGGGUUUCCGAAGAGCCAGUCUGUGCAUUAUAUUGAGGGGGUUGCGCAUCAGGAUUAUGAUAUGUUUAUUUCGGACGCCAUGCAGCGGAAGAUGUUUUUGUUUGAGGAACAGUGA